Ectocarpus siliculosus is the source of this 3043-nucleotide messenger RNA. NCBI's taxonomy places the organism in Eukaryota, Phaeophyceae, Ectocarpales, Ectocarpaceae. The record is from the annotation of a GenBank genome assembly.
AUGCAAUGCACCGCGGUGACGCUUGCGGUGUGCCGAAGCGCUGCGUUUGACAAAGCGGACAAUUUCGAAGACGAAGUUGGUACCGCAGCACCUCCGCUCGCAGAGACUCCGCCGAGACGAGGUGUUUCUCCUGCAGAGGGCGGUGGGAGCAGCAGCAGGGGUGGCGGUGCUGGCGUUGAGGGUCCUACGGACGACGUCGAAGACUCGGUUGUGGUGCUUUCUGACUGGCUGGAUGAGUCUCAGGCAUCUCUUGGCUUGCCCGGUCUGCCCGGUCUCGGCAACCGGGAGGAGCACUUGAACCAGGGGCUCGUUGAGGUUGUCGGGAGCCAGGCUAACGGCGACGACGAGGACGGCGUCGGGGACGGCAGCGCUCCGUUUCGCUUUCAGCAGCUCAUCCAGCAAAUGUGGGCGACGCUCAGUCGAGGCAACCAGCUUGAGUACCUGGGCAAAGAGGGAAAGGCGAAGGUCAAACAGGCUUUGAGCGUGUUGGCGGCCUAUUCGGCAUUGCGUGAGCACCCUCUACAGACUGGCGUGGAGAAUCCGCAGCAGGCGUUCUCGGAGAUGGACUUUAACAGUGACGGCGAGGUGUCAUUUGACGAGUUCGUGCGGUGGUAUUCCAUGAGCACCGCCCUGGAUGAGAAGCCCCAACAAUUGCCCGAGCAGGCCAACGUCGGACCCGCCUCCGCCAGGUCGGGCAACGGAGGCGUUACGGCCCCCGAGGUCGCCUUAACCCGAAGCAAGACGCUGCUCUCAACGGGGUCGCGGCUGCUGGUAGACGUCGAACAAAGCUUGGCUCUUACGAGUCGCCAGCUAACAAACAUGCCAGCAGCCGACAAAUCACCACGCUCGGCGGCGGCACCCCCCACCGACGGCGGGCCUAACCACAACGUUGGAGCCGCGGCGCCUUCGCCAGGGAAGGCUUGGUUGGGCUUGUCGGCGGCCCCGACUGCAACGGCCGGGGCUGGUCUUGGUGUCACGGAGGAAGAGAAAGAAGCCGCCCGGGAACGUUGGUUGUCGGGAGCGGCUGCGGAGCCCGGAGCUGUUGGCUCCGGAACCGAUCCAGUCGACGACUCGGCGGCGAAAGACCUCGAGAAAGCUUUGGAGAUGCUGCGCGUGUUGGUCAGAGCUCACGCCGACGUGGACACCCUGGUGGCUGCGCUCGCGAGCUGCAUCAUUCGGAACCCCAUGGGAAGGUACAACUUGGAGGUCAUCGAGGAGCAAUUCGGACCCAUUAUCCGGGGCAUUGUGGAGGACAGGCUUUUGCUGGAGCGCUUGCCGCAGCCAACGUCUGCCGCGAGCUACCUAUCGAUACAACAGGUGACAUGUGAUUGCAAGGGUGCUGGUUUCCUAUGGCGUUUGGUCGAGAACUGCCGGGUACCGCUUUCCAGCUUGAUCCGUUGGCGCGUUGGCGCGCACCACCCCAUGAUGGCAUGGCGUAUCUACCUACACGUCGUAAAUCCUUUAUUUUGUUGUUCUACCGCUGUCGAUAUGUAUCUUUAUGUACGUGUGUCGCAUCGGAUGCAUGGCCGCCGUGCCCGCGCCGGGUCUGCGUUUACCUGCUCACCCCCGCAGUCCUUCGGCGUGAAACCGGUACUGGACCUGGACGACCACCACGCCAAGCUCAUGCGAGACUACUUGGUACACUCCUCGAGGGAUGCGCGUGCAGUGGUUGUUCACAUGGCCGACCUCACAUGCCGACUGCGCGAUCCAAGCAAGACGCCCGCGCACACACGACACACGCUCGCCUUAGAGGCGCUUCAGCUGUACGUCCCAGUUUCAAACGCAUUGGGAUUGGGAUCGAGUUUUCGCGAGCUGGAGGAGCUUGGGUACAAGACGAUAUUCCCGCAGACUUACUCCAACAUGGCACUCUGGCAUCACGAUGUGAUGGGCAAAAGCCAUGACAUUGUCCGAGAAGUCAAGACACGGAUGCUGGACGCGCUACACGCGAGGGAGGAUAUCGCAAUACGAGUGCACAGCUACCGCUUGGAAGGGCGGACGAAGGCGCUCGUGUUCCGGCAGAAUAAGCGCGCCGAUGACGUACACGACAUCAUAGGCUUCCGCAUCAUCGUUGCUCCGAAACGUCCUGGCACACGAGCAAGCUCUGCCACCGGCGGAGCAGGACGAACCAGAUCGGCAACCGGGGGGAACACGGCGGAGGAAGCCGAGAAUGCCGGCGCGAGGAAGAGACCGGGCGAUGAUAGAAGGCGGGGUGGGCCGAGGCCGGCGCGUUCAGUCUUCACUGUCAAGACGUUCCCGCCGCCGUACCGAGAUGCCGACAGCCGCCUGCUUCACGAUGUUUACGAGGUCUUGGUCGGACUGUUUGAGGAAGUGCCGGGGAGGUUCAAGAACUACGUGGAUUUUCCGAAGAAAAAUGGCUACAGGAGUGUUCACACGACGGUGGUACAUCCGACCGGCAUCAAAAUGGAGUUUCAGGUGCGCACAGCGUUGAUGCACGUCGCAGCCGAGGGGGGUUCGGCGUCUCACUCUCUUUACAAGGGGGACUUGGACAACCCCGAGGAGGCUUCUCUCUUCCGCUCCAAGAUGACUCCGAACAUAUUGUCCCCGGCGCACCGCCAACUCCAAUCCAAGAGCAAAAGCGGUGAGGCGGCCACCGCGCUCCAGCCGACCGCUGAUGGUGGGUCGCCUGCGGCGAACGUUUCUGAGAAAGGGCCUGCGGCUGCUGCUGUGCCGUUGCUUGAAUCGAAACGAUGUGGGAAGCUUGGCGUGAAGAGCGACGGGGGGGGGGCUACGCCGGUAUCGGACCUGGACACGAGCGACCGAUGCCCUGAGCCUUGAUUGGUCCCCUGUCUGACUUGUAUUUAAGAGGGCUGACAAUUUUUAUGGAUUUGAUUUGUCAAGGGCAGUGUCUACAUGGGAAAGGGAAGAGGCGGGAGACCUUGGCAAGAUAGAUGCCGAUAUUGAAACCUGUACUUUGCAGCCGUUGGACGUGAUGUUAUGACGUCGCCUUGAGGCAUCUUUGUGUGUGUGGGGGGGGUGUUCUUUGUAUUUGAGCUGCCGCCAGCGGUUCACCUUGCCUGUGAAA